ACCUUAAUACAAAUUAGUAAAACGAUAUGGCAGCACAAUUAAAGUUAAAACAGAAUAACUGUUUUUGGUUCAAAACAAAAUAAAAGGACGCAUAUUUACGUUGCUAAAAUCGAAAGCUGCGUAAAUAAUAAAAUGUCUUCCCAUUAAAUUUCGUAGAGCGUUAAAACAUAUAUUUUUUUAAUAAAAGGAAAUCAUUUUCAGUUAAAUAGUGCACCAGGGACAAGAUAGCAGUCUAUAAUUAAUGAUGGAUGACUUAAUAGAUAUUGAGGAGCAGUUAGCUUCAAUGUCUAUAAAUUCCAAAAACGUAGCAAACAAAUCAAACGGUGGUAUAGAAAAUAUGGUGAAAAAAGAGAACUCACUCAGUGAAAACAUUGGACGCAGAAUAAUGGAUGCAUCUGAUUUGAUCCUUUCUAGUAUUGCAACUAAAAAGAAGGUGAGAUGCGGUGUAUGUUCUCUUAAGCGUUUAGGUAAUAAUCGUAAUGAAGUAAGUACUAAACGCUCAUUGAAACAUAAUGCGACGCGCCGAAGUUUGUUUAGUGAACCAAAAAAAAUAAAAUGCAUAGAUGUCAAUGGUAACGCAUUUAACAAAACCAAAUGCAUCGGUGAAGCAUCAUCACUUGGUGUUGUGUUCAAUUGCUGUAAUCCUGAAGCAUAUAAAUGGUCUGAACAUGAUCUUACACCAAUUUCGGAUGCUGAAAAUUUUGGUAAUGCAUUUAACAAAACCAAUUGCAUCGGUGAAGCAUCAUCACUUGGUGUUGUGUUCAAUUGCUAUAAUCCUGCAGCAUAUAAAUUGGCGGAACAAGAUCUAACUCUAAUUUCGGAUGAUGCACAUUGCGAGAGUCACACCAAAACUUCAAAGAUGGAUGUGCAUUACUGCAAUUAAAAUUCUGUUUUUGAAGCAUAAAUAUUUUUUUAAUUUUUGUUAUGACAAAGACUUUUUUUUAUUAUACAUUUAUAUUAUCUUAAUGUUUCGUGUUCGUAAAAAUAUGUUCGUAAACUUUUUAGCAUUGUAUGUUCUCAUAAAAUAACAAUUAACGAAAGAUUAACUUAAUAAUUUAGUGAUUUUGACCUUAUGCAAUAAUCCUUUUAAAACUUACUAUUCAACUAAAUACUGCAGGAGCAGCUAAGUCUACACCCAACAGUCUAUCGUUUACGACGACUAAGUGCUUUUGUUGUUAUUGUAGUGCAUGGAAAUCUACUGAUAUAACUCUUUUUUGGGAAUGGUGAAUGGCACUUUGUCGUCAAAAUUGACAAGUAGCUCCGAGACGUACACGCGACUGCUCUUGAAACCAGCAAAUGCUCUUCACUAUUGCUGUUGGAGUUUUGAUUUUUAAAAAAACAAUGAAAUGAUACGGGUUUUAAUCAUUCAGCUAAACUAAUUUAAACUGAGGUUAAAACAAAUUAGGAAUAAAUAGCUGGUCUAUUAAUGAUGUUUCAGAAACAUAUCAAUAAAAUCUGUACACAUACGUAUCUAAAUUGUAUACAUUAGCUUGAGUAGUUGCAUAAAAUAAGUAUCUUUUUCUGUAAUGUUCGAUUUAAAUUAAAUAAUAAUUCUUUUAAAAACAAAGUG
Teleopsis dalmanni is the source of this 1570-nucleotide messenger RNA. RefSeq lists its product as uncharacterized. Bases 242 to 883 code for a protein of 213 amino acids. The transcript is spliced from 3 exons. Lineage: Eukaryota; Metazoa; Arthropoda; Insecta; Diptera; Diopsidae. The record is from RefSeq and is a predicted model, not a curated record.